Molecule: messenger RNA, 378 nt
Organism: Cajanus cajan (pigeon pea)
Lineage: Eukaryota; Viridiplantae; Streptophyta; Magnoliopsida; Fabales; Fabaceae
Source: RefSeq, a predicted model, not a curated record
GAGGAAGUGUGAAGCACCAAGUGAAUGUGAUCGACGUGGAUAACUACGUGUACCAGUACAGCAUAAUUGAAGGCGGUGUUCUGUCUGAGCAGUUGGAGUUGGAGAAGGUGAGUUAUGAGUACAAAUUGGUGCCAAAGCCUGAUGGAGGAGGCAUCAUAAAGGCCACACGCAAAUACUACACCAAAGGCGAUGCUCAGCUCACACAAGACUUUCUCAAGGCUAACCAGGACAUUUCUGCUGCCUUCGUCAAGGCUAUUGAGGAUUAUCUUUUGGCUAAUCCUCAUUACAACUAAAAUUUCUAUACACCCCGUUUAGUUUCCACUGUUCAUUGUGCUGCUUCUGAUUCUGAUGUGUGAUAUUAUUUUGGAGUUGCUUGUG